AUGCCUUCUAUCGCUAGACUCGGGGCAUUGAGAAAUCUGGGAAUCAGGCGGGUACCAAGGUUGUUGCAAGCACACAGAUUCUACGCCACUGAUAUAGAGGAUUUAAAAAAGCAAUCAGAUUCCACAGAAGCUGACAAUUCGGUUUCAGCAACUGGUGUCAUUGAUAAAAGAAGUAAUGAAGUAUUGUUAUACUAUUCAUUUGCCACGUCUCGAAAUUUCAUCAAAUCGUAUUUAUCACGACUUGCAUUGUUUGCCCCACGAUAUUCUGAUGAACAAGUCAAGAAGAAAGUGGAGAACCUUUCAUCCCCUUUACCUCAAGGGUCGACUUUGACGGAGGUAGUAGCAUUGGCCAGGGAUUCGGGGGCAUUUGUGAAGUAUCAAUUCCCACAAGAUGAAACAGCAAGACAUUUUAUUGAUCGAAUCAGAAAUAAUGUUGCCAAGAAUGAAAAGGAAAACGAGAAUGCCAUUAGUCGAGUGUUUGACUACUUGACUGAUAGGGCUCCAAAAGUUUAUAGUGUCAAGGGUGUUCCUUGGAUAGAGGAUUUGAAACGGUUUCCAAGUCCCAAAUUAGCAAUCAAAUUUGAAGGUGAUCCCUUGACCGAGGAAGAAUUGUAUGUUUUGUUCAGAAGGUAUGGAUUGAUUGAUGAUAUUAAAGCUGAUCCGGCCGAGUCAUCAGUGUUGUUUCACCAUAUUCGAGCCGCGACUUGUGCCAAGCAUUGUAUCACAGGGAUGCAGUUGAAUAAUGGUAAAACUACUAUUCAUAUUCAAUUUAGUCCUAUAAAGAGGAAAAACUACUUGGUUGAUUUUGUUUCAAACCAUACCAAGAUUUCAAUCCCGAUUAUAUUAGCUCUCUUGGCUGGGCUUGCAGUAAUGGUUUUUGAUCCAAUCAGAGAAUGGUUUAUUGAAUACAAGAUAACUCAUAGCAGACACACAUUUGAUCACUUUAAACAAAAUAAACUUUUCCAAUUACUUUACAUCCCUUACAAGUCACUUGCCAAUUUAGUGUCUAACAGCUAUGAUUACAUAGACACGCAACUUCAUGAAGUAGUUGGAACAAAUGAUGACGUUUCACUGGAUACUCAAUCCAUAGAUGAGAUUAAAAAGGAAAGCAAUAUGUUUUGGAAGGAAAGACUUGAAAAGUCAAAACAAUUGAAAUUAUGGAUUUUAGAAAACUUGAAUAGUUUUAUCAUUGUCAAGGGACCACAAGGUUCAGGUAAAGAGGAAUUUGUUUUGGAUCAUACGUUGGGCUCAGAUGAUCGAUUGAAUAACAAGAUCUUGGUGAUUGAAUGUGAUAAAUUGAGUAAAGCAAGAUCAGAAAACAGCUUGAUUGGAAGUACAGCUUCACAAUUGGGAUAUUUCCCUGUCUUUACGUGGACGAACUCAAUUUCACAAUUUGUUGAUUUGGCGGUUCAAGGGUUAACGGGACAAAAGUCAGGAUUGAGUGAAAGCAAAGAGACCCAGAUUAAGAACAUGUUUUCGUUGGCUACUCAAUCUAUUAGACAUAUUUGUGAAACCGAUUAUCAAAAGUAUGUUAAAAGUAUUGAACGUAGGAACAAGAAGUUGAAGGAUGAUGAAAAGAUUGAGAUUCUAAGACAAGAGGAUUUCCUAUCACAGCACCCGGAAUCAAAACCAAUCAUUGUGGUCAACAAAUUUGCCAGGCGAGCUGAUGUUCAUCUGAAUGAUUUUAUUUACCCGUUGAUUGCCGAGUGGGCAUCGGGAUUGAUCCAAAACAACGUUGCACAUGUUAUCUUUCUCACUGCCGAUGUUGGCUCAUUACAACAUUUAAAUGAAGCAUUGCCUAAUCAAGUGUUUAAAGAUAUCUCCUUGAGUGAUGCAUCAAUGAUGAGUUCAAAACAAUACGUAUGUGAUGUUUUGAACGUCAAAGAUAGUGUUGUAUUGAGUGAUUGUUUGGAACCACUAGGAGGAAGGAUGUUGGAUUUGCAAGCAUUUAUACGUCGAGUCAAAUCAGGUGAAGAUCCCGAAAGUGCAGUAACGGAAAUGAUUACUCAAGCUGCGGAAUUAAUCACUACAUUCUUUUUGAGUAAUCAAAGGAUCGAUAAAGGUGACAACAACUGGAAUUCUGCUCAAGUUUGGCUCAUUAUGAAGCUUUUACUGAAGAAAGAAUCUGUUACUUAUAACGAUUUGAUCAAACUGCCCUUGUUCAAAUCAUCAAAAGAAACAAUGGAUACAUUAACAACAUUAGAGAAAUUUGAUUUGAUUUCAUUAAAGAGGGAUAAGGGAGUAUUGAAUAAGAUCACUACUGGUAGGCCAUUAUUCAAAGCGGCAUUUGAAAAUAUAAUUGGCGAUUUGAGAAUUUGGAAGUUGUAUGAGACUGAUUACUUAACCAAUUUGAUUAAUUUGGAAGUGACCAAGAUCCAAAAAUUUGAAUCUGAAUUGAGUGGUAUUUACAAAAUCAACAAUAAAUUGGAUGGUCGUAUUGAUUACUUAUCGAAAAAGAUUGAAGGCUCGAAUAAGAAGAUAGUUGAUUAUGAAAAGGAAAUUGCUGAUAUUGCUGCAUAUCAAGGCGAUGCUAAAUCUCAUUCCUUUUUGGGAAUCUUUUAG
This is a messenger RNA of Lodderomyces parapsilosis, 2562 nucleotides long. RefSeq lists its product as uncharacterized. Bases 1 to 2562 code for a protein of 853 amino acids. The record is from RefSeq and is a predicted model, not a curated record. The transcript has a single exon. Gene Ontology annotation, cellular component: mitochondrial inner membrane. Lineage: Eukaryota; Fungi; Ascomycota; Pichiomycetes; Serinales; Debaryomycetaceae.